GCAGUUGGAAUUUCUACAAAAGUGUACAUUUAUUUCGUGUACUUUGUUAGUUAGUUCGCCAAAACUCUAUUCUUCUCCCUAGCGCUGAAUACUGGUCUAUUCGAUCAGCUUUAGCAUUUUUCCAACGGCAAAACGGUUUUGUUUCGGUUUCAUCUCGGAUCCACACUCGCCUGUCUGUUUGGCACAUAAAACCUCGUUACAGCAACGAAAAGUGGAAAAUAUUACAGCACAAUUGUGUCUUCUAAACGCGAAAAUACUAAACAUUCCACCGCUCGAGCAUUCUUUUGCUCGUGUGCGAUACGCAAAACAAAAUAUCAGGUGACGACAAACCGAAAGGUGACCUACGUGACUUUUGGGUAAAACACACCCCGGGUUCCUUGCAUCAGACCAAACCCACCUGUCCUCCAAUCGAUUUCGUCUGAGCGUGAUCGCCAAUCUAAACCCAAUACGCUCCACCAAACCGUGCUCAUCGUCGCGUGUGUAAUCAAACAAACGAAUCGAAGCAAGCUGCUGCUAUACACACAGUUUCGGCAUCAAAACAAACCAGCAUAUAGCCAGCGGAACAUAGAAUUCGUCGCCGCCGCACCCUGCUGCUCUCGCCUCUCAAGUAGCAGUGUAUUUUUUUGUUUGAACCCGUGUCCUUUAAAAGGCAUCAAAAUUUGCGUCGUAAAGAUGGACCUGUUAAAAAAAUUUAUGGGUUUAGACGGCCGGAAGGAUGACGAUGAUGAUAACAGAAAGAAAAAAGCAACACUCAAGGACGAGUUCCGCAAACCAAUCUGGGUAGAGGAGGACGACAGCGAUGACGAGCUGUUUGAUAAUCGGAAAAUUUACGGGGUGCAAAUUUUCACCAACCCGAUCGAAAUGCAAAAGUACUUCGAGCAGCAGAUGCAGGAGAUGUGGAAAUCGCUCGAAGAGUAUGACGAUAAUGUGAAAAUGUUCGAUCAUGAUUUGAAGCAAGACUUCCUGAAGCCAGGCUUUGAGGAAGCCGAACACGGCAAGGAUGUGAAGCGGCAAGAUACUGACCUGGAUGGAGAGAUCUAUGCUGACCAACUCCAUUCACUGCUGCAGCGCAUAUCGCCCGAUCUGAAGGAACUGAUGCCGAAGAAACGCACGGACAAGGUGGAAAAUAAAAGCGAUACAGCGGAACGCCGCAAACUAACCGACGAUGAGAAAGUGAUGGAUCUAAUCCAUGGUAUAACCGACCAGACUCGGCUAUCAUCCGGUACCGGUAUCUCCAAACCGAUGAGACGCAACGGUGGCCUGCAGCAACGUUUCCCCGAAGGUGGAUUGUUUGAGGGCGCAUUCCAGGGACCGCGCAUGUUUGGUCAAAGCAUCAUUUCGCAGACGAUUCGCCGCCCGGAUGGGUCGUAUGAAACGCGUCGCACAGUCCGGGAUUCCCAAGGAAACACUCAAACGACCGUCACACUAUCCACGAAAGAUGGACGCAAGGAAACGGUCACCACGUACGAUGAUGUCGGAAAGAAGGCUGGAUCCGGUGAUGAAAUGUUUAGCAUGAAAAAGGGUGGCGGAGAAAUGGAAGGGCAUGAUGUGCCGACCGGGGCAUUGCUAGCAUUGGAUGGCAAGUUUGGGCUGAACUACAAUGGUUACGUGCUGCCGAAGAACCUCUGGUGACUUCACGCGUCGCAAACCGACCGUAAUGAUGCGCUGCUCUGCUGUGAACCGACUGCGGGAGGAUGGUGUUUACGGUCAAGCACGGGCAGCAAGUCAUACAUUUAUCCCUAUUCUGAGUGUAGUAGCAACGGGAACGCACGUUGCCAUAGAAUUAGUACCAGUUCCAUUAGUGAUCGUCUCGUAAUGACUCAUUGUGCCGACUGUUGCCACGAUCUCUUUCCCCAACACUAUCCGUGUCAGUGCAAGACCGAUCACUCAGUGCGCACCGAUCUUUCUUCCUACGAUCGUUCUUUUUUCAUCGCACUGUACUGCAUCAUCUGUGCUUCAUUGUUUAUACUCUGUUUAAUUUCUUCCCUAGCUGUUUAUUUUAUGUUGGUCCUGCUAAAACAAAGCAGCGUGUAUCCCAUCUUCGGUCAAGCCGUCACCCAUCAGACUGACACUUUCUUAAGAUGUACUACCCGGUGGAAUCUGAGUAUUACGUUUCCCAUGCUGGCUGUUUGUGCAAACAAACGAAACGGUUGGCAAACGCAUUCUACACCGAUCGUGUCCUCGGUCGCUUUAUGAAAGCUGUUGCCAACGCACCUCGGUGCGCCCCGUCAUCCACCGGCAUCGGAAGCAAACGAUGGUACCGGUAUUGGAUUGAGUUUGUGAUAUUAUUUUACACCGUUUAGCAACAACCGUCGGUUCCAAACCGUACCGUUGUGGCACGUGCAACCGUUGCGAUGGGCAGCUGUGAGCGACGGUUUUGCUAAGUGUAAAGCGUUAAUUGUGAUUAUGAUUAGUACGAAUAUGAUUUUAAUAAUUAUUAUUAAUAUUAUCACUACUACUACUACUACGAGCGUAAUUUUAAUGCGCGAUUAUGCUAAGUUCGUUAGAGUGUACGAUAAGUUCCGUAGCUGAUGGUGACUGAAACGUUGCUCUGGUACCAGGGAGACUACUAAACUGGAUUCCAUCGAGUGUCGGAUAGCAUUAAACGAAAGUACUACAGGGACUCUAGGGACUAUAGGGCAAGCAAGACAAAUGAGAACUGUUCCUGAUCGUAGGCCUACAUAUGGAUUACCCAUUUUCAUUCGUUCAAAAUGAUUUCCGAGUAUUUUUUGGUGCUAACUAACAGUUAUAAUAUGAUAGUUUUGUAAGCAUAAAGCUUUGUAGGCAUUGUGUAACUGCUACUGCGCUGUUAACGGAUCUUGCUUAUGUAAGAACUCCUACAGAGCGAGUGUACGUGGAACAAAUUUUUCAUAAAAGUAACAAGAGAUACAUACAUAGUACGCUAUUUAGCCAAAAAUGGAUCAUUUACAGCUGUUAGUUGUCGCCGAACAAUAUUGCAAUACGGGGUGCAUUGUAAAACUGUGGAUACAAUUUAGAUAGUUACUUAUUUUGCAAAGAACAAAGUUUUCUACCGAUUCUACGAGGUUUUGUUUGUGUGUUAAGAAACGCUGGCAUAGCGUUGAAAAAGGAACCGUAGGGAGAGAUGGAUCGGAAAGCAGACGGAUGAAAUGACUGAGAAUACGCACAUGGACACGAAAUAGCAUGGAGUUGGGCAAAGAGAGAUGGCACAGUGCUGCAUUAUCGGCUAGAAUGGCCGGCAGUGUGUUUGAGUGCGUGUGUGCAAUGUGUAAUUUAAAAAAAGCGUUCUUAUAAACCGUGUAUCUUUUAUUGGAUUUUAUCAGCUUAAGCUGAACCCCAUCGUCGGUUCGAACGUUGUUCAGAUACUUCAGUAAAAUACUUUUAUAACACCACCAAAAAUAAAUUCCUUGGCCUGAAAAGAUAAACCAGGGGGAAAUCAGAGAACAUCUACUGUAGUAGAAGGUGCCACGGAACCUGUCCGUUCUGGGUUUUUUUUUAUUUGUUUCUGUGGAAUCUUAGGAAAGUGUACACUAAUUCACACCAAAAAAGACGAACAUACCAAAAGAUACAAAAAAGGAACAAAACCCAUAAAAUCAAUUUCGUAGCUCAACCGUUUCUAUGAUGUAUUACCAUUUCUUAUACAACGCACUUUAACGCUUUAUUUCAAACAAUCGACAACAUCUCAAAGUCGGAAUAUGCAUUUUAUAAAUCUUCAAACCCAGCAGGACAACAGCAAACUUCCUGGUUAAUUGUCCAAUCAUCCAAUCAGAAUAAUAUACCUAUCGUCGCAUAUUGAGACACUGGCUAUCUCGCCUGUACAUCUUGGUUGUAUAUCCAACCAUUAUCUCAUCUAAACCCUGUUUGCUUACAACAGAAUGCAAUAUCAAAGUUUGUGUGUACUCCCGUGUCUUCUUCAUCGGCAACUAGUAUUAUAGUAGAUGAAUAAACUAUUCCAAAUGAUCCAUUCAU
Anopheles moucheti is the source of this 3948-nucleotide messenger RNA. RefSeq lists its product as uncharacterized. Lineage: Eukaryota; Metazoa; Arthropoda; Insecta; Diptera; Culicidae. Bases 673 to 1632 code for a protein of 319 amino acids. The record is from RefSeq and is a predicted model, not a curated record. Gene Ontology annotation, biological process: regulation of actin filament polymerization; negative regulation of apoptotic process. The transcript has 5 exons. Gene Ontology annotation, cellular component: sarcoplasmic reticulum; apical plasma membrane; clathrin-coated vesicle.